This is a messenger RNA of Asparagus officinalis (garden asparagus), 444 nucleotides long. Its product is annotated as pathogen-related protein-like. Lineage: Eukaryota; Viridiplantae; Streptophyta; Magnoliopsida; Asparagales; Asparagaceae. The transcript is spliced from 2 exons. The record is from RefSeq and is a predicted model, not a curated record. The coding region runs from base 1 to 444 and encodes 147 amino acids.
AUGGGAGGAGCCUACAAUGCUUUUCUGCAAACUACACUACCUGAGAAUCUUCGGAUUUAUGAUCCGACGAAAGAAAUAAGGGAGUCGGCUCAUAAAAUUUUCAUCUUCGUGUUCCCUUGUGGGUUUGCAUUCGAGAUACUUCAUGUCUACAGCGGUCCACCAACAAUUGUGUACAAGUUUGGGCACUGGGCUUUUAUGGAAGGCCCUUUCAAAGGACUUUCUCCUAUUGGAAGGUUGAACUUUUUGGGAUUUCAAUCCUUAAGGUACCUGCAUUACCCUUCUUUAAUUUUCCUUCAAUUAAUGCAUAUUGAUGAAGACAUGAAAAUUGAAAAUGUAGAAUUUUUCUAUGACGGAAACGCAUUGUUGGCAGGCUUUCUCAACGGUGGACUGAGGGACGAUUACUUAACGGCUUCUACUGGUUGCCCUUUCAUGAGCACUAAAUAA